AUGGCUGCCUCUUCGUCUCUCAGGCUAAUCCUGGGCUCCUCGUCGGCGUCGCGUCGCCAGAUUCUGUCCGAGAUGGGAUACAAGUUCACUCUUCUUAGCGCGGAUAUCGAUGAGAAAGCCAUCAGAAAGGAGAACCCAGAGGAACUGGUGGUUGCCUUGGCUCAUGCGAAAGCAGAUGCUAUACUGGAGAAGAUGCAGAACGAUGGGAUGAUGAAAGAGAUUGUUGAUUCUCAAGAGACUACUCUGAUGAUAACUGCUGACCAAGUUGUGAUUCAUGAUGGAGUGAUUAGAGAAAAACCUAGCACUCCAGAAGAGGCACGGAAAUUCAUCAAAGGGUACUCUGAAAGCCAUGCUGCUACGAUUGGAUCUGUGCUUGUUACAAAUGUGAAGACUGGAGCUAGAAGGGAAGGAUGGGAUAAAGCAGAAGUUUAUUUCCACAAAAUUCCUGAUGAAGUUGUGGAGAGUUUGAUUGAGGAGGGCAAUGUCUUCUAUGUCGCUGGUGGUCUCCUUGUGGAGCAUCCCCUAACUUCACCACUCGUCGAAGCCAUUGUUGGUACAAUUGAUAGUGUAAUGGGGCUCCCUAAAGCGCUCACGGAGAAGCUCAUCAAGGAGUCCCUUUCAGAGCCAUAG
This is a messenger RNA of Miscanthus lutarioriparius, 630 nucleotides long. NCBI's taxonomy places the organism in Eukaryota, Viridiplantae, Streptophyta, Magnoliopsida, Poales, Poaceae. The record is from the annotation of a GenBank genome assembly.